GGGGACAAACAGCUGGUUAGUGAUGCCUUGAUCCCGCCGCCGAUCGGGCUGUUUUCCACACCAACAAACGCCUUUCCCGGAGCCACUGAAGGAAAUGACCGAGAGGCCUUACAGAUAGUUUGUGCUUUUGUUGCUCCAGUUGUUUGCAGAGAGACCCCUAUCUGAAAGCACAUUUGUUUCCGUUGUGAGUAUUAACUACCUCAGGCACUGUAAGCAGAUCAAGACAGUGCCCGGCGAUCUCGAUCUCGAUAUCUCUCUCUCUCUCUCUCUCUCUCUCUCUCUCUCUCUCCCCAGCAGCUGUGUCUGUUCAACCAGCCCUUUGAUCACCCCUGACUGGACCGAGACCAGCUGUACAUCACUUAGAACCCUCUGACCGACUGGAUCCGUCAGAGAGCCGCACAUCUCCAGUAGCCUCGAUCGUGUCAAGGCGACAUCAUCCUGUAGCUCGCAUCCUCCUCCAAGACGGAAUUUUCCGUGCUUACUGUUGAACAUUUUCACUGUUUUUCCUCUUCUGAAAUUUCAUAUUGUUUUUUGCUGACAGAUUUUUAAGAUUUUUCUAUUUUAAGUAGAGGUCUACAGAAAACUAGAGUUUGGAAAGUAGGAUUUUUUUUUUUUGCUUCCAUUUGAUGGAUUGAUUAUGCACUUUGGAUGUCCCGGAUAGAAGCUAUGCUUGGUGUGAAAGAGAUGGGUAAAGCAUUUUUUACUUGAGAGGCACCUGUGAACCUAUUCUAAUGGAAAAUAACAGUGACUAAGAGAAUUUGUGCUGUUCCAGUGGGAUAUUUUGUUGUUUUUGUGCAAACUUUUUGAUACAAGCUGCGUCUAGAGUUGCAGCUGGACUGCAAGAAUUCCUCGAACAUUUCCACUACACUUGCUCUCGCUCCCUCUUCAGAGUGGAAUACUGUCAUUACUUCCAGUGUGAUGGAAUUUUUAAGUUAUCUAUUUACUUGAUUCCAGAAGACCGAAAUUAGUUAGUAUUGAGAACUCGUUUAGUUUCACAGAGUAGUCCACUUUGCAAGGACUGACACUCCAGGGCGUAUUGAAUACUUAUGUAUUGUUGCAGUGCACAAGAAAGUAAAAUGGACUACAAGCUGCGCUUUUUGCUUGGCGGGUCCAAGCACAAAGGUCAGCAGCACCAGCAAUUCCAAUUGCCUGAGCUCAGCCGGACUCUCAGUGCCCCCUUGGGCUCUUCUUGCUCAGCUCCAUCUCCCAUGGCAACCAUAGGCUCCUCCCCCUCCAGCUGUCAUGCCCCUCCCCCGGGCACAGCCACGGCGAUCGCAGACAUCCAGCAAGGCAUCUCCAAAUACCUGGAUGCGCUGAACGCAUUCUGCCGUGCGAGUGCGUUCCUCACGGAGAUCUUUGGCAGUGUUUUCCGGGACUCCCGUUACUCCAAAGCCGCUAUGCAACUGAAGGACGUGCAGGAACAUGUCAUGGAAACUACCAGCCGGCUCACCACAGCAAUAAAGCCCGAGAUUGGCAAAAUGCUGAUGGAGCUCAGCGCAGGCACAGCUAACUUUAAAGACCAGACCGACUUCAGUCUGCAGGACGUUGAGGUGUUAGGUCGCUGCUUCCUGACAGUGAUGCAGGUGCAUUUUCAGUUCCUGUCGCAGGCACUGCAGAAGGUGCAGCCGGUGGCACAGUCCUGCUUGGCAGAGGCGCUAGCACAAGUUCAAGGGAGGCGUGGUAACGCCCACACCCAGAACACAAGCACCGGGCCCUUGACGGAGCUGGAGGAAGCCGUGCGUUCAUGGAAAGGAGCAUCAGAGGUGACGGCGUGUCUCAGGGAGAGAGGGCAAGACAGCUGUCUGUCUGGCAUUCAGGUUCAGCAGCUCUUCUGUUCUCAGAACACCUCCAUACCUGAACACCAACUUAAAGAACUCAACGCCAAGAUCGACAACGCUUUACAGGCAUAUAAAGUGGCGUUAGACUCUUUAGGUCACAGUGAAUACGCACUGAAGGCCGGAUUUCACCUUAAUCCCAAAUCAGUGGAAGCAGCUUUGCAAGGCUGUUGCAGUGAAGCUGAGGCACAGCAGGCAGGCCGGUUUCACACCACGUCUCAGGCCAUCCAGUGUGAAUUACCCACAAUCCCCGUUCAGAUCAGCUCUCAUCUCCUCAGAGGAGUUUCCUUCAAUGAAAGCGCAUCGGACAACCUGAAGCUGAAAACGCAUGCAGUACUGCAGCUGAUCAAAGAUGCGGUGGAUCAGAAUGGUGUGGCGGUUCGAGACGAUUCCCCCGUGACAGAAGUGCUGAGUCAGGUGUGUCCUUCCAGCUGGAGAGGAGCCUGCAAGACUGCCGUUCAACUGCUGUUCGGACAGGCCGGACUGGUGGUGGUUGACACUGCUCAGAUCGAGAAUAAGGAAGCUUAUGCGCCACAGAUCUGCCUUGAAGGAUCAAGAGUCAUCAUCCAAGUUCCCUCCACAUGGUGUCUGAAGGAGGAUCCAGCCACCAUGUCUCUGUUGCAGCGCAGUCUGGAUCCAGAGAAAACCCUUGGCCUGGUGGACGUGCUUUACACAGCUGUCUUUGACCUUCACCGCUGGAAAGAGCGCAAGGAACAGGCUUUGCCCACCAUUCAGAUCCAGCUGCAGCGCGACAUGAGUGAUUACGGCAGUCACACCGAUCUUCCUCCCGGCAACAGCACCAAAUCAUCGGGCGGCCUCCCCAAAACCAUCUCCAAACUCACCUCACGAUUCACCAAAAAAACCUCCUCGAACUCUAACGCGGGAGGGAGUUACUCGAUUCCCAGCACGCCCUCUCGAAGCGCCCUGAACAGCAACUCCGAUGACAAACCUGGCCGUCUGCACAGCCUACUGCAGAUGAGCAGUAUUCCGUGCACACCGGACGCAAGCCACGCGCAGAUCGCAAAUGGAGUGUCCUCUGAUGAGCAGGGCAUGAACCUGCCCACCGACCGGGAGAUGCAGGAUGUCAUCGACUUCCUGUCAGGAUUCAACAUGGGAAAAUCGCAACAGGCAUCUCCGCUGGUAAAGAGGCGGAACUCCGUGGCGUCCACUAAUGCGGCCGACUUGAAACCGCCCAGUGGAGUGGCUCCGCCCACCUCACAGGCUCAAAUAUCCCAUAAUACCUUGCAGUCGCUGGCGCAAAGCCUGCAGCAGUCAACACAAACGCAACAACAGCAGCAGCCGCCCUCAACACCAAAACAACAGCAGCUUCCACCGCAGCCGCAAACACAGCAACAGUCGCAAGCUCUGCAGUUCUACCAGCAUCUCUUGCAGCCAAUUGGCCAGCCGCAGCCUCAACCCCAGGUACAGCAGACAGCCCCCGUUUCUCCUCAACUCUCCUUACAGCAGCCUCCAACCUCACAGCCAAUCUCGCAGCAAAGAGGCCCCAGUAAGUGGCCCCAAGGCCCCUUGGCCGGCCUCUCCCCGAUCGGACCCCUGUCUCAGUGGGCAGCCCCGGGCCUGCCCGACCUCAGCUCUGACCUGUAUAGUCUGGGACUGGUCAGCACUUACAUGGACAGCGUUAUGUCUGAGAUGCUCGGUCACAAGCCUCCACAGGGCCCGCGCAACAACACUUGGCCCAACCGAGACCAAAGUGAGCAGAGUCUGUUCGGAGUGUUGGGAGAAUCUAUGCCCUUUGACCCUGCAGUUGGCUCCGAUCCAGAGUUUGCGCGUUAUGUCGCCGGGGUCAAUCAGGCCAUGCAGCAGAAACGGCAGGCGCAGCAUGUUCGUCAUCCCAGCAGUGCCCGCAGCAACUGGCCCCACCCUGACGACCAGCACAGGGGCUGGACACACCCAGAAUACUACAGUGAAGGGGAGGCGGUCAACAGUGGCUGGUCAACCAAUCAGGGUGACUCAGCCAGUUCGAGUGAUGAGGCCUCCUCAGCCAAUGGGGACAGCUUGUUCUCCAUGUUCUCUGGGCCUGACCUGGUGGCAGCUGUUAAGCAGAGACGGAAACACAGCUGUGGUGAACAGGAAGUGUGCACUCUGCCCUCUCCUCCACUCCACCACACCAGUGACGACAAUAACCAGGACAGCAAAACUAAAACGUGGCCUCCUAAGGCCCCCUGGCAGCACUCCUCCCACUCCAACACGAUGCACAAUCCCAGCUCUUCCCUCUAUCAGAUGACCAUCCCCUCCAGCCAAUGGGGAGACUCCAUGCAAAUGUUGCAGUCUCCAGUGUGGUCGACAGCUAAUGACUGCCCUCCAUCCUCCGUGAUCUCCUCCGGCUUUCCGUUCACACAGCAACAACCACAACAGCAACAGCAGCAGCAGCAGGUCUCCCAGCACAAGAUCCUGAGCAAAGGCUUUAAAACCUUCCCACUAAAACCUGAUCAUCGACCCUCGUACCUGCAUCAGUACUGAGCUGGACCCAUGCUGGGAGAGGUCACCCUAUUUCUAAUCUAAGGGCAGUUUUUACAUAUUUGAGUUUGAGAAAUGCUCAUGAUGUGAGUGAAACCAGAUAAACCAUCUAAAGGCAACUUCUACUUUGAGUUCUGAGCCCAAACGAGACGGUGUUGUGAGAAAAUGUACUGAAGUGGCACUGGGUUUAGUGUUUGGGGGACGUUUCAGACAUUUAAGGCAGGUGAAGGAUAUUUGAAUACUUUUGUAAGGCUUGUACGCUGGAGCACAGCCCUCAUCCGGGACUUCGUAGAAACCUAGCUGAGAUUUUCACCUUGUGGUAUCAAGUUUUGCGCAAAACUACACGACUCUGGUCAAGACUCCAACCUUGUAAAUUAGAUUUUUAGUGUUUUUAUAGGGAAAUUUGCAUUUAAAGUUAGUGGUUAAUUACAUUUUUGUACACACAUGCGUGUGAAAAUCCCCCAAACAAACGUAACUGCCUUUCAUGCUGUCCAAAACAAUACAUGAUUCAUGUUCAAAGCAGCUAGUCAGACCAUUACACUGGCAGCCGGUUUAGCCCGAUUUCCAUAGCACCACUGAAACACAUUCUAGAACUUUGAACCAACAGCGCAAAGCGCCUUGUACUAAAUUCUCGUUCUUUCUAGAAGUCCUCAGUCAUGCUGGGUGUUGCAGGUUUGCGUUUACACGCUGUGUUUCCCGAGACAAGUUUUUGAUUUGCAUGGCCAUUGUCCUCACUCAUAGCGCGCUACUGCAGCCGCAUUACGAAGAUUUGGGAUGUCCUGGUUCGAUAACCGGACAUGCCCCCAUAACAAUACUGUGUUUAAAUAGCUGUAACUGCCAAAUCUCAUGUCGGAUGAGCCAGAAUGCAGCUCGCAGCUAACUGUUCCAUAGCUUGUAUAUGACUCAAAAUAGAAAAGAAAAAAAAAUAACUAUAAAUAUUUACUUUUUAUGAAGAGGCUUUGAGCAGGCUCAGCAGAAAUAUAAUAAUCAUAGCAGAGGUGUCAUUUGAAAGAAAUAUACUACUUUUUUUCAACAUCUGACAGAUUAAAAAUAAAAAUAAAAAUGGAAAAAAGGAUGUUAGUAAGUAAACUGUGUGCCAUGUUGUUUUGAAUAGCACUUGCAGGUAUUUUCUCUAACCAAAGUAUUGUUUAGAAGGGGGAAAUGAAAUAUAAAGUGCUUGAAAUAUAAAGAAAUGCCGUUUGGGAGCUGUAGUAGUAGUUAUACAUAUGUAGAAAAAAAUUUGUAUGGCCAAAAUCCUCCAUGUGCUUUUGUUUUUCCGUUUGGCUUCCUUCCGAAAGACACUAACACAUACAAUAAAGAUAAAAUGUUAUUCCUUUCAAAUACAAUAUAUUUCUUGUACAAAUAUUGACAGUAUUAAUCUUAUUUUUGUAUUUUCUUACACAUUAUACCAUUACUGUAUAUGCUAGCGAAAUAUAGGCUUAUUAUUAAAACAUAAUUUUCCCAAGAUGUGAAGCACAUUUUUUCUUUCCUAUAGAGUUUAACUGUAUCUUCUUUCUGCAGAGGUUACCAAAUACGCCAUUAUAAACACUAAUAAAUGGUCCUGGUAGGAUUGGGGUGUUGUUUUUUUGUUUUUGUUUUUUACCCAGAUUCCUUUGGUUUCUGUGGUAUCAGGCUGGAUCUUAAAAGCCCAGAAUGUUAAAUUUUUUUAUUUUUUUUUUUGUGACGUUUGCCGAUGCCAAUGUUGCCUGUAUUUAUGAUAUGACCAUGUUUUCUGAAAAACUAACAUACUUAACAUGUUUACAGAGAAUCGUUUGCUGUAUAUAAAUAUAUCUUUUUAUAGUUCUGUGCUUUGCACAAUCAAAAUGUAGGUUUGUUGCUUUGUCAGUGUUUGUUCUCCCAAACUGUUGCAUUUUUGUUU
Myxocyprinus asiaticus (Chinese sucker) is the source of this 6192-nucleotide messenger RNA. Its product is annotated as granule associated Rac and RHOG effector protein 1-like. Gene Ontology annotation, molecular function: CCR4-NOT complex binding. Gene Ontology annotation, biological process: Rac protein signal transduction. NCBI's taxonomy places the organism in Eukaryota, Metazoa, Chordata, Actinopteri, Cypriniformes, Catostomidae. Bases 1047 to 4316 code for a protein of 1089 amino acids. The record is from RefSeq and is a predicted model, not a curated record. The transcript is spliced from 14 exons.